Molecule: messenger RNA, 2367 nt
Organism: Apis cerana (Asiatic honeybee)
Lineage: Eukaryota; Metazoa; Arthropoda; Insecta; Hymenoptera; Apidae
Product: CKLF-like MARVEL transmembrane domain-containing protein 8
Cellular component (GO): membrane
Source: RefSeq, a predicted model, not a curated record
UUAUCUUCAUGUGCCAUUACGUAUUACCCUUUCCAUUUUUCCUUACCAAUCAUCUUUCACAUUCUCUUAUAACCAUGUAAAAGUGCUACAAUUUAAAAAUUCAUCAUAAAAUUAAUCAAUAAAAUCAAUCUAAAUAAAAUUGCAAAUAAUUUUUUUUACUUUUCGAUAUCAGUAGAAUAUUCAUAAAUAUAUAAAUAAUUAUUGAUUAAAUUUUAACUAUUUCAUUUUUAAAACAAGAUUCGUUAAUUAUUUUAAAAUAUUUUAAAAUUUUAUCAUAUAUAUAUAUAUAAGUAUAUAUAAUGCUAAUGCAAAAAUUAUUUUAUAUGAUUAUUAACUAGAUUCUUAUAUAUAUAAUAUUUAUUUAUAAUAUUAUUAUAAUAUUUAUUAUUUAUAUAUAUUUCAUAUAAUAUAACUUCGUAUCACAAUUUUAUAAUUCUAAGUAAGAAAUUAAAGUAAAAUAAAUUAAAUUAAAAAGAAAAUUAAAAAAAUUAAAAAAUAAAAAAAAUUAUUUUUAGGAAAUUAUAUAUAAAAUAUGAAAUGAAACAUAUAUAUAUAUAUCGCUUGACAUGAUCAAGAAGAAAAAGACCGGAAAACAUAAAACAUGGCGAUUGAAUUCAACUUCGUUGACAAGUUAAAGAAGGAAUGGUAUAAAAGUGGGGGAAAAUAGAAUAGUGGGUAGGGGAAUAGCGGGUCGCUGGCUUAUACAUGAGUUAGUUGGUAUUCAGUAGUGAGGCCUCCGUGAGGGCCGUAGUGAUCCAACAACAGGUGUUUCAGAUUUGACACUGCGAUUCCGGUUUCCUUCAUUUCUAGUAGUGUUCACAUUAGUAUUUUUUUUAUUGUAGAAUAUAUUCCAAAUUAAUAAAGCUCGUGGUAUACCGCGAAGAAAACGUAAUUGUAAAUAAUCGUAAUGAUGUCGGAGACCGUUGUGACGAUGGACGGUUCCAGCAACAAUCCCAGCAACAAUCCUCGACAGGUGCCUACCGUGAAGACAGAACCGGUUCAACCUAGCCCUCUAGCAGACAUUAAAUUGAACGUGCCCUACUUCAUGACGAUACCCGGUAUUAUUAAACUUGUACAAGUGAUUCUUGGUAUAAUAUGCAUGAUAUGCGCAUCACCGGCUUAUACCCCCGCAACCCAUUGGUUUCUAUUCGUCAUCGUAACAUCUUUCAUCGCCACCCUGUUAUGGUGUUUCAUUUAUUUGCUGUCGAUUCGGGAGGCGCUUAAGUUACCUAUCAAUUGGAUUUUAACGGAAAUGUUGAAUACAUCGAUAUUCACCGUACUUUACAUGAUUGCUUUCAUCGCACAGUUAUCUGCCUGGAGCGCGUUAAAUCAUGUAUAUACAUCGAGAAAUAUUGCUGCAGGGAUCUUUGCAAUCUUUAACACAUUGGCGUACUCUGCUGGGACUUACUUCCUCUACGUGGAAUGGAGAAGCAGCAGUAACACGCAUUGAAGGGAAACAUAGGUACUCGAAACAAUAUCAGGUACCUGAGGAGCACCUACGACAAAGCUACUACAUUCGGGUUGUCGCAAUCGUUCGUUCAACGACCGAUGACGGCCGUAAGGUUGUAAAAAGAUCAAUGGGUCGAAGCUAGUCUAACCAGGCCCCAACUUGAUCGCGUGUGGUAGCUUAACAAGAAACUCUUAUGUGUACGUGCCUUAAAAAAAUUAGUUGACGAAUUGGUGGGUCGCGCCACCAAUUUGUGAUCAUAGUUUUCUGGGAUUAUUCUCUUAUACCCGGAUAAAGAGGAAUGAAGUUCUGGACGGGUUGCGUCAGAGAUAUCGACGAUUUCUUAAGUUUUUUGUUUUCACGAGUUUCGUCGAUUCUCUUCGCUACGUGAUUCAAUCUUUCACCGUGCAAACAGAUGUGCUAAGAAGGGAAAAAUAUUAUCUUUUUAAAAAGCAAAUCGUGCUUUAAGAUCGAUAAAAUCCAUAUUGGAUUGUCGAUAUUUUCAAAUUCUAUGCAAUUAACUAUAUACGUUUCAAUCGUUAAUGUACGUACCUUAUUGAGGCACUUUCCCGUCAAGUUUUCCUUUUUCACUGUACCUUUCUCACAUUAUCGCGACUUUUUAUUUAUAUGUAUACACGCAUUAUAUAUAUAUAUAUAUAUAUUUACAUAUACAUAUAUGUUUUAUAUAAAAUAAUAUAUUUGCACAAAUUGAAUUCAGUACAUCGUUUUCUCUUUUCUUUUCUUUUCUUUUCUUUUUUUUUUUAUUUUCUUUUAAUCAUAUAGAAUAUCUAUAACGUAUAAUUUGUAUCAUUGAUCUUAAGAAAAAUUCAAUACUAUACUAUAGAAAUGAAUGAAUGUUUUCGAAUACAUUGUACCUUUUCUGUACACACGUUAUUUUUGAAAUAUAUGUUCGUUUUCGA